AUGAUGCAUUACCUACCGUUCCUUGUAAUAAUUGCGAUAAACGCUGCACCCACCGAAGAACAGUCUGAUUCAGGAGGUAAAUCAAAUCUUGACAAUGUCAAAAACGAAAUUCAAGAUCUUCUGAAGCGUCUGCAAGAUGCUAUGGACAAAAACAAUGACCAGCGGCAAAAUUCUACAAGUAGCACAACUCCGUCUUCAAAAACUGAACCGUCGACAACUGGUUCUUCGUCAACAAAAGCGACGUCCAGCACAACGCCACCAUCGAGCACAACGCCACCAUCGAGCACAACAACCAAACCCAAGGAUGAGAAAAAGAAGCAUAAGAAGAAGGAUAGCUCCAGUGAAAGCGAUGAAUCUGACGACAGUUCUGAAGACGAAUCAGAUAAAAGGAAAAGAAAGCAAAAAAAGAAAGAAGAAAAAAACCAACGAAAAGCUAUGCAUAUGUUAGAAAAAGCGCUGAAGUAUUUAGAUAAAAAGAACGACUAA
Molecule: messenger RNA, 486 nt
Organism: Enterobius vermicularis (human pinworm)
Lineage: Eukaryota; Metazoa; Nematoda; Chromadorea; Rhabditida; Oxyuridae
Source: the annotation of a GenBank genome assembly